UAAGUACUGUAUGUGUUAAGGGGAUAACAGGUUUAGUUUUUCCUUUUUUUAAACCAAACAUAUGCAGUUCUGUGCUUACACUUUAUUUUGAUAGUCAUCUUAUUAUACUGACUAUAAGUAACUUUGCAACUACAUGUCAACUAGAUUUAAAGCUGCAUUUCAAAUAACUAUCAUCAUUGGAUUAUUAAUAGUCUGUUGGGUUAAAUUCACAGCAAAAUCGCCAGUGUUAUAAAAGGUCAAAUUAACACUCACAGUGUAUAAUCCACACUAUCGAAGUGUAUCGAAGUUACUUAUAGUCAGUAGAAUGUUUCUGAGGGACUAUCAAAGUGAUAGUUCACACAGAAAAGAAAAUUCUGUCAUGGUUUAUUCACCCCAAAUCUGUAUACAUUUUUUGUUCAGUUGAAUGCAAAGAUAUUUGAAAGAAUGUUAGCAACCGACUACCAUAGUAAGAAAAAUAUAUAUUUUUUGUUAUUAUUAUUUUUUUGUUCUGUUUAACACAAAAUAAGAUAUUUUGAGGAAUUUAGGAAAGCAAAACUUCUGAGGCACCUUUGACUUGCAAGAAAUCAAGUAUAAAAUUACUAGACCAAGAUUUGUGUUACUGUGUUCUCUGAUCAUAAUAAUCAUGAGUAUUAAUCAUAAUGUUUUUUUACAUAUUUUCUCCUUAAUUCAAUCCAGUUAUUUGGCAUCUAAAGUGCAUGUGGGUUCAGGUCUGCCAUUCAUCCAGAUCAGGAAGAUGCCUGAAGUGACAACAGCAGAGGUCACUGUAAGCCAAUGUUUUGAUAUUCAUCUGAUGCCUAUUCGCAGGUUCUCAAGAGGGAGAGACUGAAAUCAGAUGAUCACUGUCUCAGUGUUUUAACCAUUUAUUCGUUUUUAAUUUAUAGUUUGUUUGUUUGCAGUUUUGAAUAUGUUCUUGUCAUAUUUAUUUACAGUUAUUUUAAUGACAUGCUCAAUUAGGUUCAAGCUUUCCACGUGAGGAGACUAGGCAUCCCCUGCAUGCAUCCAGGUUUCUUGGUUAGAAUAUUUUGUUUCUCUCUACUGUCACCUUUUGCUUGCUCACUUGGGGGAUUUGUAAGGCACUGUUCUUUGUAGAGCUGCUUUGAAGCAAUAUUUGCAAAAAGCUCUAUAAAAUGAGCCUAAUAAUAAGAAAACAUGCAUAAUAAAUGCUGCGGUACCACAGAAUACUUUAAGUCCAUGACUAGUUUUAUCCAGUGAGCAAGGCCAUCCUGUGUCAUAGCAGCUGACACAGCGGCAGGUCAUGUGCCCCUGCGGUUUCCAUGGAAACUUACCUUAAAGUUCCUUGUGAUCCACCUACUCAGGUUACAAUGAUCCACCAGAAAUCAUCAUUCUAUCAUAUGCAGCUUCUCUCAAAUCCUCCUACAGGUCGAUAUAACAUGCAUCUUGUUUUUUACUUUAAAGCACAUCAGUAGCAGCAGCAGGUGGCCGCACAGACCCAGGCUCUUGUAAACAUUCAUUGAAUGUUGCCGUAGCAGCAAUUAGCCCUUUCACCUGCCUGUCUCUCCGCAUCCUCUCCUGUCUGUGGUGAAGGAAACAGCAAGUGGUUGCAGCCAGCAAGGGGCUGUAAAAACUAGCUGGAGAGACACAUAACAGAUCUGAUAGCCAUCAGUGCUUCUGCAAACCUUGAUGAGUCACUUGUCUGAAAGCAACACGGGGCAGGAGGGGGAAGGAGGGCACUGUUCUCUCCAGGGAGAGGAGAGCUGCUUGUCUUGCGUGUCAUUUCUGAGGAGUAGGCACGACCGAAGAGGCAGAAAGGAAAGAGGGGGAGAUCAGGAGCGUCUGGGUGGGUGGGAUUGAAGAUGAUGGGGAGGAAGAGGAGAUAGGGGGAGAGAGAGAGAGAGAGAGAGGUUGUUUGGAGUUUUGUAUCUGGAAGGGAUGUUCAUCAACAUUUCUGAAGUAGAUUUCAUAAGGAUGGAUAGAGUAUGCAAGUCAGUAGAGACCUGAAUGAAUAACACCUCUACUGAUCACAUCCCUCUCUCUCUCUCAUGUUCUAUAUGUUUUUGAGUGAAUCCGGAUCUGUUGGGAUGGGAAGUGAGACAGUGGGACGAGAGUAAGAGGAGAAUGGCAUACACACAGUUGGAACCCAUCAAUGAGGGUCUUCUGUCCAGACUGUCUGACCUUCUGUUGUGUCGCUGGUCGUGCCGCUCGUGUUGGCAGUGGUGCUGGGAGUGCAGCUGCUGUCAGUCCAGCGAUGAGGAGGUGGAGAUUCUUGGGCCUUUCCCAGCUCAGACUCCAUCGUGGCUUGUCAGUGAUUGUAAUGUAGAGAAAGGCUUUAAUUCUCACAUCAUGGCCCAUGAGCAUCAUUCACCUGCUAAGUCUGACACCACCACAAACGGCAGGCCAUCCACCCCAGAGACCUCACGCUCCACCUUCAGCCUGGCAAGCCACCUUGCCGGUCUAAAUGCCCGACGGCCAAGCUCCCCCAUGGUGGAUGUAAAGCCUAUUGAAUUUUGGGCCAUGAGGCCCAGGAAGGAAGUGGUGCAGCCCCUACGUAAACCCCCGACACACCCAGAUGACUACUACCGCAAGCUGGAGCCUCAUCUCUACUCCCUGGACUCAGGCAACGAUGACGUUGACUCUUUGACGGAUGAGGAGAUUCUGGUACGGUACCAACUCGGCAUGCUGCACUUCAGCACACAGUAUGAUCUUAUCAACGGCCACCUCACCGUUCGAGUCAUUGAGGCCCGGGACCUGCCCCCUCCCGUAACGUGUGACAGCGCUCGCCAAGACAUGUCCCACUCGAACCCCUACGUGAAGAUGAGCCUGCUGCCCGACCACAAGAACUCCAGACAGACAGGUGUUAAACGCAAGACUCAGAACCCAGUGUUUGAAGAACGCUUUACAUUUGAGCUCCCCUUCCUGGAGGCCCAGAGACGCACUCUGCUGCUCUCUGUGGUCGACUUUGAUAAGUUUUCCCGGCACUGUGUCAUCGGGAAAGUGACUCUUCCUCUCAGUGAGGUUGAUCUGGUUAAGGGAGGACAUUGGUGGAAGGCCCUGGUACCCAGCUCACAGAAUGAAGUUGAGCUUGGUGAACUUCUGCUGUCCAUAAACUACCUGCCCAGUGCUGGCAGGCUAAAUGUGGACAUCAUCCGAGCAAAGCAGCUGCUUCAGACAGACAUGUGCCAGGGUUCAGAUCCUUUUGUGAAGGUACAAUUAGUGGCAGGCCUAAAGCUAAUGAAGAGUAAAAAGACGUCCUGCAUGAGGGGCACCAUUGAUCCCUGCUAUAAUGAGUCCUUUAGCUUCCGUGUAGCUCAAGAGGACCUGUGUGAAGUCAGCCUUGUGUUUACAGUGUUUGGGCACAACAUGAAGAGUAGCAACGAUUUCGUUGGUCGCAUUGUGAUUGGUCAGUUCUCCACCGGGCCGCAGGAAACCACGCAUUGGCGUCGACUGCUGAGCUCCCAGCGCAAUCCGGUGGAACAGUGGCACAGCCUGCGCUCGCGUGCCGAGUGUGACCGCGUGUCGCCUGCUUCUCUCGAGGUCACUUAAUAUUAGCACAGGACGAUGAAUGAAGGUGGUGGGAUGGAUAGAUGUGAAAUGAAUUUAGAGAAUCCUACACUAAUUGUAGUUUUUAAAGAUCAAGUAGAUCUGUUCUCAAACCAUAGAUUCUAUAGAAUAGUGGGCACUGAUUUGAGAUUUUUUGUGUUUGUGGAUGUCACACUCCCUUAUUUGAUCAAAAUGAAAAAUGUAAGAUAUAGUAUUUUUUCAUUAGGAUUAUGAGCAGAAGCCUGCUGUCCAUGUUUUCUUUUUAUCAUAUUGAUACUAUCUUACACUGGAGCUCAAUAAUCUGAUCACCAUUUGAACCUCAGCUACAUUCUGGCCGGUCAGGUGUCCAGGGAAAGGUCAGCUGUGAUAUUGCUCAGGCAGCUGUGACCACACCUAACCACUGGUCCAGAAUGCAAUGUUUUAAUAAUCAUAUUGUUUCUUUUUUCAGACUUCAGUAUGAUUGCUGAUAAUCAGUUUUUGAAAUGGAAUCGCUCCAAAUUCUGUGGCAACACAGUGGGUAUUUUUAUUUCCUUACUUGAAGUAAUAUUUUACACCAAAGCCUGUGUUUGUGACUUGUAUACUAUUACCGUUCAUGCACAUUUUGACCACUGAUUGUGUUUAAGCGUGUUUGAAUGUAGUAAAUGUUUGCACUUAUGGCAGCUGUGAUCCGUGUCGGCACAACAGUGAAAAUGCCUUUACAUCUCGGGCAAUAUAGUGCCAUGCCAAUAAGAUGCAGAUAAAUACAUUUCCACCCGUUACCUUUGUUGUUAAAUGCUUUUGCCAAGCUUUACAGCCCAUUUGCUGUAUGAUUGAUGUGUUGGAGAUGUACUUUGUCUUAACUUUUGUCAGUCCAUCGUCUGUAUUUUUACAUAGGCAGAAUAUAAUGAUAUACAUAUUUAGCAUAGAAUCUAAGUGCAAUCAGAAACAUCACUGUAUCCUGAAAUUGUCUUGUGUGAUCUAAGUGGCUGUUUCAGGUCAAAUGUCAAUUGUAUGAUUCCACAAAUGUCGAUGUUGAUGACAGUAAAAUCUAUCAGAGUAAUAAGAAUAUAUAGUGUAAUAAUAAAAAUGCAGCUUUGCCAGUGAAGAUAUUUAUUUAUUUAGAUUAAAAGUGCUCAUAAAACUAGAUACAUAUUGUAUUUAUCUCUACAAACAUAUCUGUAUAUAUUUAUAACUUACAGUGAUUUGAACAAAUGCAUGUUGCAAUAUAAGACAAAUAAUAAGAAAUGGAUAUGAAUGGAUAAGAAAAAAGCUGAAAUUGCAAAAUUAUUUCAGUUUCAAAGGCGGCUGUUUUAAAUUUGUCUUAUUUUUAUUGUAAACCAUAAUGUUUUAGUCUCCUUGUCUGCCCUGAACCUCUGAGAGUUUGUUACACUGCUGGUUAUGGUGUGAUUGAAAUAUUGAGCAGAAUCCAUUUAAAUGUCUCUUUAAUGGAGAUUGUCAUGUGUGAAUGCUUCAGAGAGAUGUGUUUUGGCUAAAUGUUCCACAACACAUUAAAGUGACAUUUGGUACUGGCUUUUCCGGGAUGCUUUGUUUUUGUUUAUAUGUGAAGAUUUAUUUUGUAUCAAUAGAUUUGAUCAUUUUAAGACACUUUGUUAUAGUUUAAUUACUUUGAUUCUACUGUUUAAACUGACUGAUAUAACAUCAUAUAAUUCUAGGAGAUAGGAAAUUUGGUAAACUGUGGCUGUAAACUUUAGAAAAUGAGGUUACCAUUUCUGCAUUAUUUUGUUAAAGAUGUCUGUUUAAACCAUAACAUUUUGCAACUGCAAUGAUUCACUUAUUGCAUUGAAAUGAUUAAAGUCUUGUUUGUGGAUAAAGGUUUCCUCUGAGAGCGAUAAAACUGAGAGAUUAGUCACUUAAUUGUUGUCUCCAGCCAACGGGAGCAUCUUAACCCCACUGUCCACAUGAGUCCUGGCUCUGUGUCAAGCACAUAAUGAUCAAAACUACCAUGUUUACAUCAGAGAUUACAUCUAAAAUAAAUAGAAACUUCAUCUUGGCAUAUUUUAAAAUGAACGUUUUAUAUACCCAGGUCUAGUGUCAUGGCUAAACAGUUAUUAAAUUACCUGGUCUCUACAGCUGAGAUUAUACACUGUAAAAAAAAUCCUGUUAAAAAACGGAUAAAGUACUGGCAGAAAAUGAUCAGUACAUUUUCCUUUAUUUUACGGACAUUUCCGUUAAUGCUAAAAUGUAAUUUAAUGCAGUGCAGAAUGUAAAAUAGAAUAAAAUGAAAAAUGAAUACGGAAAAUUCCUUAAUAUUAAUAUAGUAUAUUGUGCCCUAUUUUUACUGAUUGUUUUUAGAGUGUAAGUCUAUAGCUAUAUAGGUCUAAGCUUUCCUUUCUACUGAACUCUACAAAAACUAAUGACGUGCUGUUGAGAAAUUCUUGGGAGUUUGGGUGUUUUCUUGCAUUACUCAGUGGACAGUGUUGAGUUAAAUUUGAAUUGAGAUGCCAAGAUGCACAACUGCUAUUUGAACGUAAAAGAUGACUUAAAAGUCCAGUGUGUAAUUUUUUGGAGUGUACUGACAUGAAAUGCAAUAUAAUAUACAUAACUAUGUCUUCAGAUGUGUAUAAAGACCUUAAAUAAUGAAGUGUUUUGUUUUUAUUACCUUGGAAUAAGCUAUUUCUAUCUACAUACAGUACAUUGUGGGUCCCCUUACAUGGAAUUCGCCAUGUUGUUUCUACAGUAGCCCUAAACGGACAAACUGCUCUACAGAGCGUUUCGUAAAUACGUUAUCUCCUUUGGCAAAGAAGUGAAAACGCGACGAUAUCUUGUCCUGUGAGAGCUGCCGUAGUGCUUCAAAAGGGAGGUGUGGAGUGAGUCGUUGGUUGCAAUUCACAACCUCACCGCUAGAGGCCACUAAAAUCUCCCCACUGCUCCUUUAAAUAAAAGUUGAAAGUUGAAAUAUGUCUAAUCAGUUGAUCAAAUAAUGUAUUCUACAUAUUAGAGAAU
Triplophysa rosa is the source of this 6441-nucleotide messenger RNA. RefSeq names its product synaptotagmin XVII (gene syt17). Gene Ontology annotation, cellular component: membrane. Gene Ontology annotation, biological process: regulation of calcium ion-dependent exocytosis; cellular response to calcium ion; calcium-ion regulated exocytosis. NCBI's taxonomy places the organism in Eukaryota, Metazoa, Chordata, Actinopteri, Cypriniformes, Nemacheilidae. The record is from RefSeq and is a predicted model, not a curated record. Bases 2077 to 3501 code for a protein of 474 amino acids. The transcript is spliced from 8 exons. Gene Ontology annotation, molecular function: syntaxin binding; clathrin binding; calcium ion binding.